Messenger RNA from Candoia aspera, 4916 nucleotides. It is a transcript of the gene PLEKHA1, whose product is annotated as pleckstrin homology domain containing A1. The transcript is spliced from 12 exons. The record is from RefSeq and is a predicted model, not a curated record. Lineage: Eukaryota; Metazoa; Chordata; Lepidosauria; Squamata; Candoiidae. The coding region runs from base 21 to 1208 and encodes 395 amino acids.
UGUAAUGUUCAGGUUCAGAAAUGCCUUAUGUGGAUCGUCAAAAUCGUAUUUGUGGUUUUUUAGAUAUUGAAGAAAAUGAAAACAGUGGUAAAUUUCUGCGUAGAUAUUUUAUAUUGGAUACAAAAGAAGAUAAUUUGGUAUGGUAUAUGGAUAAUCCACAGAACCUUCCCUCUGGAUCUCCACCAGUUGGAUCCAUUAAGCUUACCUACAUUUCAAAGGUAAGUGAUGCAACUAAACUGAGGCCAAAGGCAGAAUUCUGUUUUGUCAUGAAUGCAGGAAUGAGGAAAUACUUUUUACAAGCCAAUGAUCAGCAAGACUUAGUUGAAUGGGUCAAUGUCCUAAACAAAGCUACCAAAAUCACAGUACCAAAGCAGGCUGACUCAUUGUCUCAUACUGAUAAUGCAUUGCGUCAUUCUGAAAAUUUGGGAAUAAAAAAACAAAUGUCUUACAGAACAGAAAUUGUUGGUGGUGUUCCUAUAAUCACUCCUACUCAGAAAGAAGAGAGAAACGAAUGUGGUGAAACUGAUAAAAACUACGUGAAACGCUCCCAAAGCCAUCUUCCAUACUUUACUGCUAAGUAUCCUCCAGACAAUGCUGUUAUAAAAGCUGGCUACUGUGUGAAACAGGGAGCAGUGAUGAAGAACUGGAAAAGAAGGUAUUUCCAACUGGAUGAAAACACAAUUGGCUAUUUUAAAUCAGAAUUGGAUAAGGAGCCUCUUCGGAUUAUACCACUGAAAGAAGUUCAUAAAGUCCAAGAAUGUAAACAAAGUGAUAUUAUGAUGAGAGACAAUCUUUUUGAAAUUGUAACAACUUCUCGAACAUUUUAUGUACAAGCAGAUAGUCCAGAAGACAUGCAUAGCUGGAUUAAAGCAAUUUCUGGUGCAAUAGUAGCCCAGCGGGGACCUGGAAGAUCAGCAGCUUCCAUGCGGCAGGCCAGAAGGCUGUCGAAUCCUUGUAUACAGAGGUAUACAUCAAGAACUGGUGAAUGUAGCACGAGCAUUCCAGCUGUUCAGAAUCCAGCUGUCCUGCAAAAACAGCAGCAGUCACCUCACAUUCCACAACCACUCACAGCCCCACUUUGGUCCAAACCCUUAACAGCAAACCCCUUGUCUUGGAGAAGCGAAGAUUUCACGAAUCUUUUACCACGGCCAAACCAGGGAGCUUCAAGAUCCAGGCUGUCCCUUCAAGAGACUCAACUUCCAAAGUGACUCUACAGGGCUUAUUGGAACCUCAAAAUAAAAAUGGCACUCAGGAACAGGAUCCUGAUCCAGUGGAUCUGGAUGAUGCAAGCCUUCCAGUUAGUGAUGUGUAAUAAUGGGGAGGAGUCUGGAAAAUUAAGAAUUGUUUUGGUCCUUGAAUUUCUUUUCUCAGACUUUUAGCCAAAGAUGGAAUGAAAGAACAAAAAAUAGAAUGUUGCUUAUGUUGACCUUUGUGUGUGCAUACAUUCAAAAUUUUGUAUGUUUAAUUGUCAUAUGCUGCCUUGUACUGUUUAUCAGAACAGACCUUUUGCUUUUUCUGUAGCCUGAUGACAAAUCUUUUUAAUAGGAAGGGGCCAAAAUACUUGAUCUAAAAGUUAUGUAAGCAAGGUACCAGCUGCUCUUCAUCUGUUUGGCAAAAUUGAAAAAAUCUUAAUGCUAUUUUUUAAGCCAACAUACAGCUUAAUUAUACUGUAAUUCAGGCUACUGACAACCAAGUUGGCUUAUUUUCUAAAAUACUGGCACAGUCUUUUGGGCAUCUAGAUCUAUGUAUAGUGUUCUUUGAAUGUCAGGACUGCAGAGUGUAACAGUAGAGGCGAUGUAAUGCACUUUUCCUAUGCAAAGAGAUUUUUCAUGUUAAGAAAAACCAUGCUGCAGUGUCUGAAAUGAGGUAUGUUUUCCUUACAAUGGAUACUUAGAUUUGAGCAGUCUAUGUAUUCGAGGCACGAAAACUGCUCAUAACAAAUAUAGUAUUUGUUAAAGUACAAUAAGUGAGAAUCUCUAUGAGAAAAGAAACCUUACAAGAAAGGCCCACAGAUUAUUUACGCUAACCUAAAUGUGCUGACUUAAUUGGAGCUUCUGAUAAAUGCUUUGUAAAUCACUGCCCUUCCAUAGAAUCCAGUUCCUUUAGAAUUACAGAAAAUUGGUGCUGUGAAAUUUACAUGACCAUAAUACAGCUAUUUUGAAUAUUAAGCCUAUUUUUGAUGCACUCCUAAAAGUAAGUUGUAACUUUUGCACAUUUGGAUAUUAAUGGACCACCAAAAUAAAGAUAUGUAGAUUUUUUAAAAAUAGGGAACAUGAGCUAUUAAAUCUUUUAAAGGUUCAACUAAAAUAUUUUAUAAUGGGCUUUGCAGUAAUUAAAUGUUUAAAACUAUUGUUCGAAAUUUUGUUUUCUCUUGUGUGAUCUCCCCCCCCCCCCUUUUCAGUGAGUUGUAACUGGUUCCCAUUUUAUAUUUUGGUCAGUAAAAGACUGAACAAACUCUGCUUCAUGCUAUUAAUUGGUACUGAAUUACUCAAUCAUGCAACUGUGGCCUGUAACUUCUGUGCACUAUAUUUAUUAAAAGUGCCUGUGGGUUCUUUCUUCGUGUUACAUUAAAGGUUUGGGGGUUAGAUGGAUUUAUUUUUGUUGUUUUGAGCCUUGUAUGAUAUUGUUCAGCAUGUGUAUAAGGUGAAAUGUUAGUACAAUUUCCAGCAUACUGGUAUCUGUGAGCUGUGCAUGAUGAUUUUUAAACUGGAUAUUUGUUCAGUUCCAGUGAAUAAUAAUAAGUUUAAGAAGCUGAUGCUGGAUAACUGAUCAAAAUGAGAAUGCACUAUUUUAUAGUUAAGUAGAAAAAAUAUCUGUUUAAUCAACAAAAGGCCCAAAGUUUCACAUGCUGCUGCUUUAUGCAAUUCAUAUCUUCCAUUGUAUAUUUUUUUGUAUGUUAUGCUUGAUAAAUCACAGGUAAGAAUGAACAAAGAUAUUUAAGCAAAAAAACCUUCGCUAUUCCAGUGAAAUAGGUAUUCAUUUGAAUUAUGUCUUAGUGGAGCAAAUUCCAAAAUUUUGAAAUUAGUCAAAUAGGAUCUUCCCUUAAUUUAUGAGCAGUAGUGUACUGCUCCUUUUAAAUUUUCACUUUAGUGACAAGAUAGAAAGGAGAUGACUCUGCAACUCCUUCCCAUUUCAGUGAGAGAACUAUGGAUAGCUUUUCACUCAGCUAAUUUGCCCCAGCUUGAAAACUUCAUUGGCAGAAAACAGUAAUUCAGGGCCUCGUAUAAUUUUUUUUUGUCUUUACUGGCAGUGGCACUAUAUGGAUUGACUUGACUGUACAUAUUGUCACAGCUUUUAAAAAAUAUUGUGAGUUUAAAAAAUAUUUGUUACCUGAUUGCUUAAAUUCUAGUAGCAGUGAGAGCAAGGAGCCUUUUAUUUUAUGCUAUUUGAGAACUUCAGUUAGACCAGUGGUUCUUAAAUGGGGGAGGGGGCUGUAAUUUAGGCAUAUCCUGAGGGCAAUGGAACAAUUUGUAAUUGCAUGUUUGUGAGUCAAGGAUCCAGUCUGGGACUGACACUGCCAAGAUGCUUGUGCUAAACAACGGAGUCUGGGUUUUUUUGUGGAGGUAAUGACAUUAUUUGGGACUGUGAAAACGGUAAUUGGGUCAAACAGUUUAAAAGCCACUGAGUUAGACAGUGACCAGCACAUACCUGCUUUCUGUGUGCUAUAUGUGUAAAAUUGGGUGUACAGAGUAAUGUUAGCAGUCCAGUUGUGUGCUAAUUUCCAUGUAUAUCCUAUUUUCAAUCCACCUACAUCUUCUACAGUCAUGAGCUGUACUGAUCUGCAUCUUGAAACAUGACAUUUUCAUUUGCAGUGUUUGACUGCCUUUAACUAAAUGUUCUCUAGCUUCGAAUUAAUUUCCCCAGAUAUAACUUCCCCACAAAAUAUUGAUCUAAAGUUUUGUCUACAAAGCCGUUUGUCAUAUGACCUUUAUAUUUACAAGAAGAGUCUCAUUUGGCACUUGGACAAGGGAUCUGUCCUUUUUUGCCACCCCUUUCAGUUUUUUCAUAAGCUCAUAUAUUGAUAGGCACAAGUAUUUUCUAUCACUGAUGCAAAAUGAAUUGGUCGUUUUCCAGUUUUUUCAUUAAGUUUGUCUCAUGUUGGGAAUUUUCACUGUUGUUCCCACUUAGCUACAAUUCUGUUUGUCAGCAAAGAAACAGUUUGAAUCGCGGAGGUCAGCUACUGUAAUCGCGGAAAUUUGCUACAGAGUUCCUUUCAAGAAUACACCUGUUCUACUGUUAAGCAUACUGACUGUGUUUAUGGAAAGUUACAUGGAUCAAACCUGUUGAUAUUAAAAAUAGAAAUAAAAAAAUGGACAAGGCCUAAAAAGAAAGUAGAAUGCCAAAUUUCUGUGAUGUUAUUUCAGAUCACUCCAAUAUAGCAGUACCUUUAUAUUAAUUAUAAGCUAAAUAUUUACAAGCAGUGUUUGUAAGCUACAUUUUAUUUGCCUUCUCAGUUACAUGUGAAUUAAGGUAAAUGUUCUAUUCAGUAUAAAUCAGGAGCAUACAUUUUAACUUGUAACAGAUUUAGCAAGUAGGUAUGUGAGACUUUAUUUUUCACAAUGUGUGUUUUGUGGGAGAAACUGAGUUGGAUUGUUUGUUGUAUUGCCAUACCUUGAUGUUGUGCUAGAUUUACUGGUUCUGGUACAAUUUCCACAUUGCAUGUUCAUUUUAUUCUUUGAGUAUUACUGGUUUUCAAUAAUGAAUUGUAAUCACAGCUGCACUCUUAUGGAUUCAUUUAAAAUCAAAUUGCUCAGAUAGUUCAGUAGUGUGGGAAAUGCUUGUGGUUGGCAAAUUGUCAGGGCUUUUUAUUUAUCAGUACUUUUUAUAUAAAAUUGAAGAAAAUUGUUAACUUAUUUGGAACCUGUGGUGUUUUCUGUAAAUGUCACUCUUGUUAAUAAAUUGACAUAAAUAAUGAA